Messenger RNA from Megalopta genalis, 704 nucleotides. It is a transcript of the gene RpS11, whose product is annotated as ribosomal protein S11. NCBI's taxonomy places the organism in Eukaryota, Metazoa, Arthropoda, Insecta, Hymenoptera, Halictidae. Gene Ontology annotation, molecular function: structural constituent of ribosome. The record is from RefSeq and is a predicted model, not a curated record. Gene Ontology annotation, biological process: translation. Gene Ontology annotation, cellular component: cytosolic small ribosomal subunit; ribosome.
AAAUUCAAUUCGAACAGACAAAAUGACGCUGGUCACUUUUCCGGUUUCGAUCGCUCUUUCAGUAAGGCAAGAUGGCUGAUCAGACUGAGCGUUCGUUUCAAAAACAACCCACGAUCUUUCUUAACCGCAAGAAAGGUCUGGGCCCCAAAAGAAGGAAGCCUAUGAGAUAUAGCCGAAAUGUCGGUCUUGGGUUCAAAACACCUCGUGAGGCUUUGGAGGGAACAUACAUUGACAAGAAAUGUCCAUUCACAGGCAACAUUUCUAUCAGAGGACGCAUUCUCACUGGUGUUGUACAGAAGAUGAAAAUGCAAAGGACUAUUGUCAUACGUAGGGAUUAUCUGCAUUAUAUCAGAAAGUACAACCGUUUUGAGAAACGGCAUCGCAACAUGAGUGUCCAUCUUAGUCCUUGCUUCAGAGACGUGGAAAUCGGAGAUGUAGUCACAAUUGGAGAAUGCAGACCCCUCAGUAAAACAGUCAGAUUUAAUGUUCUGAAGGUAUCCAAGGGAACUGGAUCGAAGAAGAGUUUUAAGAAGUUCUAAGAUUGUAGAAAAUAUAAUCAAGGAAAUCUUGGAAUGGUUGCAAAUUGGCAAAGCAAAGGAACAUCAGGAUGGUAAAAGUUGCAAGAGACAUCAAUUAACAUUUUGAUUUUUGUAACUCUUUACUUAUAAAAAUAAAGAAAAGAACAGAAAAUAUUUGUACGAAAA